AUGCCACCACGCGGACCCCAAAUUCCACUCCUCAAGCGGGCAGCUAUCCUGACGCUGCACUGGCAUGCAGAAAAGAGCUGGAUUGAGAUCUCGACCAUUCUAAGAGUCCAUCCGGAUACGGCGAGAAAGAUAUGUAUUCGCGCAAAGGAGAGAGCUACGGAUCCGAAUGAUUUCGAUGAUGUUCUGCUACACUUGGAAGAUGCGGAGCGACCUGGGAGACCGCCGAAGAAUACAAAGGAGGGCGAGAUGGAGGGUGUGGAGAAAGAAGACGAGGUGGUGGAGAGCAGUGAGGUGGGUAUCAAGAGUACUGGUGAGAGUGAUAAGUUGGUGCAGGUCGAGUGA
Messenger RNA from Morchella importuna, 342 nucleotides. RefSeq lists its product as uncharacterized. NCBI's taxonomy places the organism in Eukaryota, Fungi, Ascomycota, Pezizomycetes, Pezizales, Morchellaceae. Bases 1 to 342 code for a protein of 113 amino acids. The record is from RefSeq and is a predicted model, not a curated record. The transcript has 2 exons.